GAAACAACCCGUGUCCAGGCUUGCCAACUCAUCAUCAUAUCACUUUCUUCGCCUGGGAAGAAGCCUUCAUUCGUGAGAGCACAACAACACCAGCACACAUUGUUUGCUUCGGUCCUCACUAACCUCUGCUAGACUUUCACCUUACUCCUCGGCUCAGGAGCCCUGCAGAUCUAGUCACCUACAGCCUCCAGCUUUGCGCAGGAACAACCAGAACCGAUUUCUCCUCCAUUCAUUCUCGAGCAUUCCCGACGAAGCUCACAACUUACACCUCUCAUGAUACCUACGCCCUUGGGUUGGUCCGUCAUCAGCAAAAUCGAGCGAAUGAAUAAUCGCUCUGCGCAGGCUGAACCAGUCAUUGACCUCUGAUUAAUUUCAUCACCUGUUCUGCGCAACCUCCUAUCACUUUCGCAGUCAAUCUGUCGACAAAGCUUUCGAUUCCAAGCACUUUGUACUACUUUGGCGGGAGAGCUUCUGCAAGUUUGUGCUCUUUCUGUGGUCCAGUUCUCAACGGAGCCAGUCGGAGUUCUUCAUCUCGCAUGCCAGGAUCUUAUAACCUACCUCAUCCCUAGCCUGAUCUCGGCUGCAAUCCUCGGGGUUUUCUCCACGGAACCAUGUUAAUGGAAAUAAAGAGGCGGCUCAUCAUAGACCAAACAAAUUGCUAAUAUCGUCAUUUCCCGAGAGUGCCUGAGGCAACUCAACGUCCACCAUGGUCAAAGCGGAUGUGAAACGAGACUACUACGCGGACUUGGACUUGCCUUCCACCGCUGACGGAGAGGAGAUAAAGAAGCAGUUCCGAUAUUUGGCAAAACAAUAUCAUCCCGACAGGAACCCUGGUCAUGAGGUGGAGAUGGUCCCAAGAUUUCAAGCGGUCCAAGCUGCACAUGAGAUCUUGAGUGACCCGGUUGAGAAGGCCAGAUACGAUGCUGCUCGUGCGAAGCUGACGGCUCGAAACGCAGCCGCGACCGCCGCAAACUACACCGAUCCCUACGGCUUUUCAAGAUCUACGACUACGAAGGCGGCAGCGACACCACAAUUCCCGUUCCCUCCGCCUCCUAAAGCCGCGUCGCGAGCCUCGCCCCAAUCACAGAAGCAGCAAGCCUCGCGCGGAGCAGAUAAAUUCAAUGCCUUCGCCCGGGGUGCGCCUCAGUCAUGGGACAGAGCAAGAUUUGAUGAUGCCAGAGCAGAAGCAGCCCGUGUCUUCCCAAACAUGCGGACUACACCGUCCCACCAGCAGAUGCCGCCACGAGCAACUCGUCACGCUCCUACGGCACCUAAACCGUCCGCGACCACAGAUAUUCCACAUGCGCCCAAUGUUCCUCCCACAACCUUUCCCGGGUUGUCGAGGACGGCAAGCCCUCGGAAGCAAGGAUAUGCGCCCGGCGGUUUUGGAAUCGACGACCAACAAGUACCACGGUCAGCAUAUUCAUACGUCAGAGGAAAUCGUGGACCCCCGCCAACUUCGUCUCACGCGUAUGCUCAGGACACACACCCCAUGCAGUCACCUCCAGUAUCAAGAGCGAGGCCCGGUGUCAGCCCUCUGCGGCAGACACGUUCUUCCGACUAUGAUAUGAGACACGAAUCCGCAGAUGGCUCCCGACCGUCGUCAAGAUAUGCUGGGGCUGGUGGCGAGAGGACUGAUAUACAUGGCGACGGCAUUCACCGGUCAGCCAGCGUCCGAAACUCUCCAAUCGAUCCUCACUGGGAUGAACGGGGACAUUUCGGCAAACCAGCAUCCCACUUUGAACAUGUUCCUCGACAUCGUAGUGCAAGUCCAGGCUUGAGAAACGCUGGGACACAUGCUGCAUUCUCUUCCGAGUCGUCAUCAAGUGAGGAUGAGGGCCCGAGAAUGGCUGCGAGACCCAAGGCAACGCCACGAAGUCGACCCAAGCCAAAAGUGCCCGCAUUUGCCGACAACCCCGGUCUUACCGGUUCAUUCCCUAGUACUAACUACACUAGAAUUGUGGAUGACAGCAAAUAUCAGUUCCCUGCUCCCGAAGCGACAGAGCCGACUCGCAAAGCAUUUGCCGAUACGCCUUCGUCUGAUGCUGAUGAGCCGAAAACGAGUGAUGGGUAUGGACAUGGUGGACACGAAGAGAACUUAGAUGGUCCCAAGUAUGCACGCUCCCGCACAUUUUCUUACCCAUGGUCUCGGAGUGCGAAGUCUGCACGUAUUACUCCCAGCAGAGGUGUCUCAUUCAAUGGGCUUCCGUCUUGGGCAGUUCCAUCGAGUGUCUUCCCACAGAUGACACCGUCUCGUGAGGAGACACGAGACUACCUAGGUUCUCUACGGCCUCUUCUCCCAAAGCCUGCUUUUCACUCCCGUGGGGAUCAAGCUAACCCAGUUGGUAGUCAUGAGCCGAAGGCUCCCACCAAGUUCUCAGCAGAAGACUGGCAUGACAAGCUGAGUGCUGAUGACAUCUUUCGACCGACAGAUUCUCAGAUGCGAAAGUCGCCCUCCAAGCUGAGCCGCAAUGGAAGCAAACCGACAAGCCGGGGUAGAGGCAUGUCUAGAGGUUUGGAGCAAGAAAGCAGCUCGUCCACUGAUCGCGUAGAAGAGGCGCAAGAUAAGGCAGCCGCAUUCCAAAAGGGGAAGCUGCCUGCAGACUGGGCGUCAAAAGUGAAAACUCCUUCGACUCAAGCUGAAGCACGAUCAGCAAGUGAUCGGACAAGUCAUGGCUCGCACUCGACGGACGAUUCGAGAGAUCGAUACGUGGUUGUGGAAGAGGAUAUCAUGGACGUUGACGAUAGCCCGCCUGUCGAGACGACUCCGAAUGGGAUUCAUCCGACCACUGCAAAGGCUGCACAUCCCACGCCCCGUCGGUCAUCACCAGAUGGAGGAGUGGAUUUGCGAGACUUCACUCAACACGCACCUUUCGUUCCCACUGCUAGCGGACUGAAAGGUCUCGACGACCUCGCAGCACAUUUACCUUUUGAAUCAAAGGCAGAAGAGAAAGUCGACAAGCCUUCAGCGAGACUACGAGCACUCAAUCUACCAAAACCACCGAAGGUGGUUGUACCGCCAGCAGCAGACCGAUUGGAUCAAGCCAACUUUUUGCAGUACGUGGACAAUAUGAAUACCUAUAUGCGCGAUUGGAAUGUUUUCAACGCCAAGAUGAUCGAACAUUUCCGAGGUAGACAAGAUCGGGUAUGUGGGACCAUGUCACAAAGUUGGGUGAGUAUGCUCGGGGAUGGUCCCGAUGCCGAUAAGCUGGAAGAAGAUGUUACACAAAAAGCAGGAUAUGCCGCUUAUAUGCAGUGGUUGAAGGACGAUGCUCAAUGCAGACAGUGGUGGGAUCAUGCUAAUGAGAAGCACCUACAGUGUUUGGAAGAUUUGGGACGUAUCAGAGAGGUCGCUAAGAAGAAACUGCGUCCAGCUUGAUGGCACGUCGGACAGAUGAUGUUAUUUGUACUUGGAUUGCAUCAGCAAGCGUCGGAUUGGACUUGCGUGCCGAGGCGCGGCGACGUUUGAUGGCGGGAUUCCUUUUUCGGACCUGUGUUUGCGAAGGAUCGCUCUACUGGUUGGAUGUUUGACGAGCUCUUGCGAAAUGAACCCCUGGCUAUGAAAUCAUGGGGACAGCGGUCAGAUGCAAAUACCAACCGAACCAGACUAGCCAAACAUCUAUUCUGACAGUUGAUCGCUCGGACCAACUUUUAUCCUGCCAUCGACCCUACACACGGAGAAAUACCCGGGGUAUGAAGAUACUCGACUUCAGUAUAUGUCGGCCAUGACGCAGCGUGCAUGCAGCAGACGACUGUCAUGUCUACGACGUAAAAGACAGGCAUCGAAUUCGCAUUUAAUCGUGAGAAUGCUUCAUCCUUUCACAAGUGAUGCAGCCUGCGCGCACCAACCUUCUCAG
Molecule: messenger RNA, 3857 nt
Organism: Exophiala xenobiotica
Lineage: Eukaryota; Fungi; Ascomycota; Eurotiomycetes; Chaetothyriales; Herpotrichiellaceae
Exons: 2
Coding region: 707-3379 (890 amino acids)
Cellular component (GO): cytoplasm
Source: RefSeq, a predicted model, not a curated record